UUCAAUCGAAUCCCGUUGACGCAUAGCGCCGCGUGAACGGGGAAGACCGGGGGGUUAACUAUGCAGCGGGGGCGCGAAAGUCGCAAGCGCCCCGUGGCGCUGCUUCAAACCUUGCUGCUUGGCGCUUUAGUUCUGGUGGCAGUCGUCAGUCUGAACUACAGCUUGCCGCAUGCCGGCCGCGGCCCCGCGCGCGCUGGCGCAGUUGACACCAGCGGCACCGGCAUCGGUACGCACCAACUAGCGGGCCGGAAACUCGGCGCUGGCGAGUCCCACCAACACGCCGAGGCGGGGAAGAAGCGCGCGACGAUGGAAGCCAGCGCCGACGCCGGGUUGACUGUGCAGCUGCACUGCGCGGACCAGGCGUCGGACUGCGAGCUGCGGCGGCACCGGGGCAUGUGCAGCAUGAACCUGACCCACGACUUUGACACGUGCCUGGCCACCUGCGGCGUGUGUCCGGCACUGGCGCUGGCGCUGCGCGCCUCCAUGGACCUGACCGCGGCGCAGCUGCGGGUGACGCGGGCGCGCGGGCCGCCGGCGUGUGCGGACGAGCACGAGGUCGUGUGUGCGGCGAUGGUGGCGGACACGGACAGCGGCAGCGCCUGCGAGGCCAGCCCGCCCGCGGUGCUGGGGGCGUGCAAGGCCACGUGUAAGGCCUGCGAGCCCCAGCAGGCCGCCACGGCCGAUUCCGGAUCCGGAUCCGAUGGCGGCGGCAGCGGCGGCGGCGAUGGCGGCAGCGGCGAGGCCGGGUGCUUCGAUGCGGCAGACAUGUGUGGGUGGUGGGCGGCGCACGAGCCGCGCAUCUGCGACCGCGCGGCGGCGGACAUGCAGCGGUGGUGGUGGGUGGCGGUGGCGUGCCGCCGGACGUGCGGCCUGUGCGGCGGCGGUGGCAGUGGCGGCGGUGGCAGUGGCGGUGCAGGUGGGGGCGCUGCGGCGGGCUCGGCAGCUCGUCUCAGGGCGGCAGCGAGCUAUGGCGUCCAGGUGGGCGAGGACGUGGACGGCACGCCGCGUGUGGCGCCCUACGAGGCGCUCCCACCGGAGCCCAACAGCUGCAAGGACAAGGAGACUAAGUGUUCCGAGUGGGUGGCCGCCGGCGAGUGCGCACGCAACGCCGGAUUCAUGGCCGACGCCUGCGCCGCCUCUUGCGGCACCUGCCCAGUGGCCCUCAACCUGCCGCGCCCGCUGGCCAAGGUGCGGCUUAACAACGGCGUGCUCAUGCCCACGGUGGGCUACGGCUGCGCCGGCCUGGGCGAGAGCGCGGGCGACACAGUGCAGUGGGCGCUGGAGGCGGGGUACCGUCACCUGGACUCGGCGCAGGCGCGGGAGUGGUAUCGCGAGGACCUGGUGGGCCAGGCGCUGAAUCGCUUCCUAGACGAGUCCGCCGCGAGUGCCUCGGCGGAAGGCGGCGGCGGCGGCGGCGGCGGCAGGCCAGUGCGGCGAGAAGACGUCUUCGUCACAUCCAAGCUGCACCCCAGGCACCUGGGGUACGAGGUCACACUGCGACAGUUCAACGAGACGUUGAAAGACCUGCGAUCCGGCUAUGUUGACCUCUUCUUGCUGCACUACCCCGAGUGCUGGGGCGACCUGUGCGGCGGUGUGGCACCUGCCGGCACCUUCCCGGACAGCUGGCGGGCGCUGGAGGACCUUUACGAGGCGGGGCUGGCACGAGCCAUUGGCAUCAGCAACUUCGCUCCACACCAGGUCACGCAGCUGUUGGCCAAGGCGACCGUGCGGCCGGCGGUGCUGCAGGUGCACGUGGACCCUCUGGACCACGCGGACGCGUUGCAGGCACUGUGCCGCUCUCAGUCCAUCACGCUUACCGCCUACAGCACGCUCGGCACGCAGUACGGCGGCGGGAAGAACCCGGUGCUCACCAGCCCCGAGCUGGCAGCCAUCGGCGAGGAGCUGGGGGAAGCUGCCGGCAGCGCAGAGGCGGCAGCAGGCGGCAAUGGAGGGAGAGGGGAAGGGGCAGGAGGAGGGGCAGGAGGAGGGGCAGGAGGAGGGGCAGGAGGAGGGGGAGGAGGAGGGCGUGGCGUGGCGCAGGUGGCGCUGCGUUGGGCGCUGCAGCAGGGGCUGGUGGUGUUGCCUCGCUCCUCCAACCGGGGGCGCAUAGCGCAGAACCUGCAGCUGUAUGACUGGUCGCUGACGCCGGCACAGAUGCGGCGGAUAGAGAGCCUGUGAGGCGUGCAAACUGCAAACACGGGGCUAGCUUUCACGAGACAGUGGUGUCCAAGUGCUGCUGUCCGGCCUGGACGGCGACGGAACAAGAAACAAGCCUAACGCGAAAGGGCGGGAAAAUUGGCAAAUGCUGCCGGCAGCGAGGCUUGCGCUCAGAGAUGCGGGCCCGGCUCCCCAAUGACUGCCUGUGCUCCAGGAGGAAGGCUUGUGCUGACAGCUGUGUCGCACCGUAUUCGGCAUCUCCACAUCACCACAUGGGAACGCUCAGUGCGCACGUGCUGCUGUCGCUGUGUGUAAGGGGGCCCCGUCGGGCACUCGAGUUGUGAGAUCAUGAAUUGGGGCCUGGGAGUGCCCACAGCGCUUGCCCCAGGCUUGCCCUCCCUCCUAGCACGCACCCGCUAACACAAAGCUACCAAUAACAGCGCUGCUCCUGAACGGCUGGACCUGCCCGCUCUCCGUCUGCUGCGUCUGCUUGUCCCAUGGAUUCUGGACACUGCCGUGUAAUUCCCCUUCUGC
Chlamydomonas reinhardtii is the source of this 2691-nucleotide messenger RNA. RefSeq lists its product as uncharacterized. NCBI's taxonomy places the organism in Eukaryota, Viridiplantae, Chlorophyta, Chlorophyceae, Chlamydomonadales, Chlamydomonadaceae. The transcript has 13 exons. Bases 61 to 2178 code for a protein of 705 amino acids. The record is from RefSeq and is a predicted model, not a curated record. Gene Ontology annotation, molecular function: oxidoreductase activity.